Molecule: messenger RNA, 2702 nt
Organism: Talpa occidentalis (Iberian mole)
Lineage: Eukaryota; Metazoa; Chordata; Mammalia; Eulipotyphla; Talpidae
Product: leucine-rich repeat-containing protein 74B-like
Exons: 9
Coding region: 59-1204 (381 amino acids)
Molecular function (GO): protein binding
Source: RefSeq, a predicted model, not a curated record
UUAGGGGCGGCCCCCGCAGGGCCAGUCUCCAUGCUCAGACUGCCACAGAGAGGUAACCAUGAGGGGGCCCAGCAAGACGCCUGGAGAAGAAGAAGCGCAGGAGGAAGAGGCUGCUACAGUCGCUGGGCAUCCUGCAGGGGUCACGGAGGACAAGGCAGAUUCAGAUUCCGACCUGGAGACUGAAGACACCCGUGGACUUGGAGAGAUGGCUGAGGCUCCCCACUACUCGGGGUCUUGCUGGGCCCGCGGUGCUGGGCCUGCCCCCUGCUUUCUGCGCCAAGGGAGCUCCCCAGAGCUGAGCCUGCGACACCGUGGCCUGGGGCCUCAGGGGGCACAGGCUCUGGCUUCUGCGCUGAUCUCUAAUCCCCAUGUAAGGCGGCUGGACCUUCGGGACAGUGGGCUCCGUGGGGCUGAUGUGGAAAUCCUGGCACGUGCCGUGAGCAAAAACAGCAGCAUCUGUGAUGUGGACCUGUCGGAGAACCUGCUGGGAGCAGUGGCAGCCCAAGCCCUCUGUGCCUCCCUCACGGUGAACCAAGUUGUACAGAAGGUGCAGCUGGCAGGGAACCACCUGGAGGAGCAGGCAGCCCAGCACCUUGCUGAACUUCUGCUUGCCCAUACAAGCCUGAAAUCCCUGGACCUGAGUUACAACCAACUGAAUGACCAAGCAGGGGAGAUACUUGGUCCGGCCCUGGCAGAAAACACAGGACUCACCCAGCUUAACAUAAGCUGGAAUCACCUUCGAGGCCCAGGAGCCGUAGCCUUUGCCAAGGGUUUGGAGGCAAACAUCUUCCUGAAAGUGCUGGACAUCUCUCACAAUGGCUUUGGAGACCCUGGAGCCUCUGCCGUGGGUGAGGCACUUGCGACCAACAAUGUGCUGGAGGAACUCAGCAUGAGCAAUAACCGCAUCUCUGCAACGGGCGCCCUGAGGCUGGGCCUGGGCCUCCGGGUCAACCAGACACUAAGGAUCCUUGUUGUGUCGAGGAAUCCUAUGCAAAGUGAAGGCUGCUUUGCUGUUCUCAAGUCUGUCCAGGAUAAUUCAGCAUCUGCCAUAGAACUGCUGGAUUUCUCUAAUAUCCACGUGAACAGAGAGUUUGAUGACCUUGCUAGUUCCACGAAGGUAAUUCUCCCAGCACUUUGCAUAAAGACUGCUGCUCAUAGAGUGGAAUACAAAAAAGAGUUGCUGCCAGUGUCUGACCCUAAAUGACUACGGAGUAUGGCUUCCUCAUCUCCCAUCAGUCACUUCAGCUCUCAUGCUGAGGAUUCUGGCCGUUCAGAUGCCUUAUUGCCCCUUGAGUCUGAAUUGAGUCUCCUGUCAACCAGGUGGUAAGUCCUGUGGAGCCAACCUUCACCGUGACUUGAUACCCUGUGGCCCCUGCACUAAUUGGGACCUUCCUUUACCUUCACUCAACACAGACUCAUAUUAUGUGCUGCAAAUUGUGCUGGGCAGUGUGUCAAAGGUGCCCAAACAACCUUUUUCCCUGGUGCUCUACCUUGGAAGGCAAUUGAAAUGUAAGGAGGUAUGCAACUGAUAUGCCCAAAUUCAACGUACAGAAUGCAUGCUGACACAACUUUUUGGGAAGGCAAUUUAUUAUUAUGCACGCUAAACUGCCGGUGCCCUCUGUUCCAAUGGUCUGAUUAAUCUCAUCUAAGAAAUAACUAGAGAUGGAUACAAGGAUUAGUGCCCAAAGAUGUUCAUUGAAAUGCUGUUUACAACCAUGGAAACUGGAAAUGGUCUAAAUGUCCAAUAAUAGGGGAUUGGCUAGCUAAGAGGUGGAACUCUGGAAAUAGUAAAACCCCAGCAUGUUUUUACUAAUGUUACUAAAUGUUCAAAUGACAUUUAACAAUUUAUGAAAACGUACACGAUUAAUGCUAAGUGAGAAAGUCAGGAUAAAAGUCUCGCAUGGUUUGUCUGGAAAUCUUCAAAGGCUUAAACAUAGGGUUACCCUAUGGCCCAGCAAUUCCAUUCCUAUGGAAACGAAAAUAUUUGGUCCACACAAAAACUUCUUCACAAAUGUUCAUAGCAGUAUUUUUCAUAAUAUCCACAAGGUGAAAUUGCCCACCACCUGAUCUGUGGAUAAAAAAAAUAUGGUAUACCCAUAUAAUGAAAUAUUAUUUUGCAAUAAAAGGUAGUGACAUUUGGAGUGAUGAAUCUUCUAAUUUGAUUAUGGUAAUAGUUGCACAACUCUGUAAAUAUGCUAAAAAUUGAAUUGUAUGCUUUAAAUAGGUGAAUUGUAAGGUAUGUGAACCGCAAGUCAAUAAAGUUAUGUAAAAGAAAAAGGAAGGGAUGGCAGGUGACACAACAUGGAUAAACUUUGGAAACAUUAUGUAUGUGAGUGAAAGAAGUCAGUCACAAAGACCAUCUUCUGGAUCAUUCCAUGGGUAUGAAAUGUCCAAACCAGGAAAAAUCUGCAGCGACAGAAAGUACAGUAGAGGUUGCCCAAGGCAACCUUGGGGGUUGGAGGGUUGACAACUGGAAGAUACGGAUUUCUUUGUGAGAUCAUAAAAAUGUUUUAAAAUUGGUUGUGAUGAUGGUUACCCAACUCUGACUAUACUAAACGACAUCGAUUUGUACACCAUCUUACAUGGGUGAAUUGGAAAACAUGAAUUAUCUUGAUAAAGCUGUUACCAAAAAGUCAUAUUAUUGGAUCCAAACUGUAUUUUUAAGUGUGUGAAUGUAUAUACACAGGGGGAAAAAAAGGAGC